AUGGUCACACUCGAGCAGAUGCGGGCCUCCAACGCCCGCAUCCCAGAGUGUCUGCCUGCCGGGCUCGUAGCCGUCUUCGUCGGCGGCACAAGCGGCAUCGGCGAGGCGACCAUGAAGGAGCUGGCUAAACACGCCGUGCAGCCGCGCAUCUACUUCCUCGGCCGCUCCGAACGUGCCGCCGUGCGCAUCACCAACGAGCUGGCGGCUAUCAACCCCGGCGGGCAGUACCAUUUCUUGCAGGCGGAUUUGUCGCUGUUGCAGACGGUGGACGAGGUGUGCUAUGAGCUGAAGGGGCAUGAGGGGGUGAUUAAUCUGUUGUUUUUGACGGCGGGGACGAUGGUGACGGGGAAGGAAACCCCCGAACACCUCUACUACCCCACAGCCCUCAACUACUACUCCCGCAUCCGCCUCAUCGUCAACCUCCUCCCCCUGCUACAAAAAGCCCCCUUCCUCCGGCGCGUGGUAACCGUCUUCGGCGGCACAAAGGAAGGCGCCGUCUCCGUAGGCGACCUCCAAGGCCGUUCCCUCGGCCUGCCCCUAUCCUCCCGCACUUGCCCGCCCACCCCGCCAGCGAGCACCAGCUCCCCGCCACGCCCAACACCAUCACCAACCUCCACAGGAACGAGUCCCUUAAACAACCCCAAACACCACGCCUCCCACCUAGCCCACCUCCGCGCCCACACAGCCUCCAUGACAACCCUCGCCCUCGAAUCCCUCGCCCUCGAAGCCCCCGACGUCUCCUUCGUCCACACCUUCCCGGGCUUCGUCCGAUCCACCCACGUCGGUCGCGAACUCCGCAAGGGGGGGAAGGCCGCUAAGGCCGCUGCUGCUGCUGCUUCCGGGGGAAACGGGGGGGUAGGAUUGAUGAGGUCGAUGCUCAAUAAGAUGGUUUCCAGCACGAGCGGGAGCAGUGCGUCCGUGGUAUCGUCGCUUGCUGAAGCGGGGGAGAGACAACUAUUCGUGGCUACCAGCGGGCGGUUUCCGGCUCGGAGUCGCGGCUGGGGAGGGAGGAAUAACAGUACGGGGGGCAUGAGUACGGCGUCGACGGCUACGGGGAAUAGCGUGUUGAGUGCCGGGGGGAAUGGGACGGCCGGGGUGGUGUUGGUUGAGGGGAGCGGGGUGAAUGUGGCUAGGGGGAGCGAUGCGAGACAGGGGAGUGGGGUGUAUUCGGUGGGGUUGGAUGCGGAGGCCAAGGGGGAGGAAGCGGUUAGACGGUUGAGGGAGGAGGAUUUGGUGAGACGGGUGUGGUUGCAUACUAUUGGGGAGUUUUUGAGGGUUACGGGGACGGAGUUUGUUUAG
This is a messenger RNA of Dichotomopilus funicola, 1299 nucleotides long. RefSeq lists its product as uncharacterized. The transcript has 3 exons. The record is from RefSeq and is a predicted model, not a curated record. NCBI's taxonomy places the organism in Eukaryota, Fungi, Ascomycota, Sordariomycetes, Sordariales, Chaetomiaceae. Bases 1 to 1299 code for a protein of 432 amino acids.